This is a messenger RNA of Benincasa hispida (wax gourd), 1916 nucleotides long. RefSeq names its product glutathione-disulfide reductase. Gene Ontology annotation, molecular function: NADP binding; flavin adenine dinucleotide binding; glutathione-disulfide reductase (NADPH) activity. Gene Ontology annotation, biological process: cellular response to oxidative stress; glutathione metabolic process; cell redox homeostasis. The record is from RefSeq and is a predicted model, not a curated record. Gene Ontology annotation, cellular component: cytosol; mitochondrion. Lineage: Eukaryota; Viridiplantae; Streptophyta; Magnoliopsida; Cucurbitales; Cucurbitaceae.
AUGUCGAGGAAGAUGCUCAUAGAUGGGGAACUGAGCCAUCAGGCCGAAGUGGAGGAACACUAUGACUUUGAUUUAUUCGUUAUUGGAGCAGGAAGUGGUGGUGUUCGUGCUAGUAGAUUUUCAGCUAGUCAUGGAGCGAAGGUUGGCAUCUGUGAACUUCCAUUCGAUCCAAUCAGCUCAGAAGUAGUUGGAGGAAUUGGUGGAACGUGUGUCAUUCGUGGCUGUGUACCCAAAAAGAUUCUAGUGUAUGGUGCAUCAUUUGGUCCUGAGCUUCAGGAUGCUCGAAGUUUUGGUUGGGAUGUGAAUGAGAAAGUAGAUUUUGAUUGGAAGAAACUUUUACGAAAGAAGACAGAUGAGAUAGUCCGAUUAAAUGGAAUUUACAAGCGUUUACUGACUAAUUCAGGAGUAAAAAUGUAUGAAGGAGAGGGAAAGAUUGUUGGUCCACAUGAAGUUGAGGUGACACAACUUGAUGGUACCAAAAUAUGCUAUUCAGCAAAGCACAUACUGAUUGCAACUGGCAGUAGAGCUGUCAUUCCUGAUAUUCCCGGGAAGGAGUGGGGGAUAACAUCCGAUGAGGCUUUGAGUCUAGAGGAGUUGCCUAAGCGUGUCGUGGUGCUUGGAGGAGGGUACAUUGCUGUUGAAUUUGCUUCGAUCUGGAAUGGUAUGGGUGCUAAAGUUGACCUAUGUUUUAGAAGGGAACUUCCGCUAAGAGGUUUUGACGAUGAAAUGAGAGCAGUGGUUGCAAGGAACCUGGAAGCCAGAGGAAUUAAUAUGCACCUAAGAACAAAUUUGACAGAAUUGAUAAAAACAGAGGACGGAAUAAAAGUUAUCACAGAUCAUGGCGAGGAGUUGUUGGCAGAUGCUGUGUUGUUUGCGACUGGUCGUGCUCCUAAUUCAAAAAGAUUAAAUUUGAAAGCAGUUGGUGUCGAAGUUGAUCGUCACGGUGCUGUGAAGGUUGAUGAUUAUUCACGCACGACUGUACCUAGUAUCUGGGCUAUUGGAGAUGUUACUAAUCGAAUGAAUCUUACGCCUGUGGCUCUAAUGGAGGGAUCAUACUUUGCUAACACUGUUUUUGGUGGUGAACCUACCAAACCGGACUACAAUUUUGUACCCUAUGCCGUAUUCUGUAUUCCUCCUCUCUCUGUUGUGGGCCUAAGUGAAGAAGAAGCUGUAGAGAAGGCAAAGGGUGACAUUCUGGUGUACACAUCUUCGUUCAAUCCAAUGAAGAAUACAAUCUCUGGCCGACAAGAGAAGACAGUCAUGAAGCUCGUGGUUGAUGGCGACACACAAAAGGUCCUUGGUGCAUCGAUGUGUGGUCCUGAUGCUCCUGAAAUUAUGCAGGGAAUCGCUGUCGCUCUUAAAUGUGGAGCAACCAAGCAACAGUUUGAUAGCACUGUCGGAAUACACCCAUCUGCGGCAGAGGAGUUCGUGACGAUGCGAAGUGUAACUAGGCGAAUUGAAGCAGGUAGCAAAUUGAAAACAAACCUUUAAACCCACACCCACAUUUUACUGGAGCGUUACAAGAUGCCACGUCUCGAUGGUAAGUAAAAUAUGGUUCUGGUUUUGUUAAUUUGCAGAAAUGUCACUACGGGCAUAUAUAGAUCAAAUUAUAUAUAAAUAGUUUUUUUUUUUUAUUUAUUUGGUUGGAAUAAGAAGUUCGCCAGGUCAAAAUAUGUGAGCCUGGGGUUAUUAGUUAUUAUUUAUAAUGGGGCUUUUUUCUUUUUUUACCGAACUAAGUUGGUAAUAUUUCGGUUAAAUGUGUAAAUUUUUACUGGAUUACUUCCUUAGAUUAUUUUAUAUUGUUGUCAAAGAGUUUCUAGGUUCUGGAUAUCUCCUCCAUGUGGAGUUCACUCGUUGGUUUAUCCGGUUUGAAAGGUAUAAUUUGUGUUUGUUUUAUUUGUUUGUAAUUUUCGAAA